Messenger RNA from Eruca vesicaria subsp. sativa (arugula), 965 nucleotides. Lineage: Eukaryota; Viridiplantae; Streptophyta; Magnoliopsida; Brassicales; Brassicaceae. The record is from the annotation of a GenBank genome assembly.
AAAAAAGGUUUUGUUUGACAUUGGCCCCAAAAUAAACAUGCGGCUGGUAUUCAAACCCAAAUCGGUUAGUUGUUUCUGGAUCUCGUCGCCGGUAGAUAAUAAAAGUGAAAGCCAACGGCCGUUGUCAGGAAAACAAAGAUUAUCAGACAGAACAGAAACCUCAACUUGUGCUGCUUGAACACACACACACCAACAGGAAACGAUGUCGUUUUGGUCUGUCGUUCUUCCAUCUUCUCCUUCUAACCUCGUCAAACCUCGGCUCGAUCGUUACCUCGUUCGAGCUUCUUCCGAUGUUCCCGAUUUCCUCUCUGCGGAUUGGUUGGAGAGUCGUAGGAAACGUCCUUUUGGCCCCAGACUUGAUUUUAGUGCGGAAGAUGCUGUUCGACAUCAGCUUGAUGCUUUGAAGUAUAACGACCAUCCUCGUUAUGAUUAUGGCAUCGAGGUCAUGUACCGGUUUGCUGGAUUCGACCCGUUUGAGAGAUCCACCUAUUUCGGACCUUUCUUUGAUCUAGGACAGUUUGAAAGGUUUCGUCGAAUUUUUCACCAUUCCUCUUACCGUGUGUUGCUUGGUCACAAGGAUAGAAAGAUCUUAAGCAGUUUACUCGUUGAAGAGAACCGUUACAAGCAGAGGAUUUGGAUUCAAGGAACUCGGCCUGAGGAAGAAGAGAUAUUUGAAUUCACAAUGUUCCAGCGGAUAGGUGGGUCAUGGGAUGGUUAUUGGUUGACAGAGAGCUUGCUUCAUGAUGGUGAUGUGUUUUCAGGAGGGAUGGCUUACUGAUUCAAUUGCCUUGAGCUUCAUUUCCUUUUCAUAUUUCUUCGGUCAGAUCAUAUACGUAAAUAUUGGAACACAACCCUGUAAGCUUAUGUUAAUAUAUUAUACGCAAAAUAGUAACAGAUGUUUUUUUCUAAGAAAAAGCUGUGUUGUUAAACAAAGCAAAUGUUGUGGAAAUAGCAUCUCACUGCAA